Molecule: messenger RNA, 1531 nt
Organism: Siniperca chuatsi (mandarin fish)
Lineage: Eukaryota; Metazoa; Chordata; Actinopteri; Centrarchiformes; Sinipercidae
Product: alcohol dehydrogenase 1-like
Exons: 9
Coding region: 136-1272 (378 amino acids)
Biological process (GO): formaldehyde catabolic process
Cellular component (GO): cytosol
Molecular function (GO): S-(hydroxymethyl)glutathione dehydrogenase [NAD(P)+] activity; zinc ion binding
Source: RefSeq, a predicted model, not a curated record
CUGAAUGGUUACAUAACUGCUUUUUCUUGCAGCAGUAUUUAAACCUCAAGUCCAAGUUCUCUCCUCCUCACUCUCCUGCAGCUUUUUCUUUCUCACCUCCUUCCUCAUCUUUUGACACUCAACUUGGCUGCAAAAAUGGCCACAGCUGGUAAGGUCAUCAAGUGCAAGGCAGCAGUUGCCUGGGAGCCCAAUAAACCUCUGGUGAUUGAGGAGAUUGAGGUAGCCCCGCCCCAGGCCAACGAGGUCCGCAUUAAGAUUGUGGCAACCGGUGUGUGCCAUACGGACCUGUAUCAUCUGUUCGAGGGUAUGCAUAAAGACGGCUUCCCAGCAGUCCUCGGCCACGAGGGAGCCGGCAUCGUAGAGAGCGUUGGGCCUGGAGUCACUGCAUUUCAGCCAGGAGACAAGGUGAUUCCUCUCUUCAUCUCCCAGUGUAGAGAAUGUCGCUUCUGUAAGAGUCCUAAGACUAACCAAUGUGACAAGGGAUGGGCUGCUGAUCACCAUGAUGUGAUGGCAUUAGCAGUCUCCAGGUUCACCUGUAAGGGGAAGAAGGUGCUGCAGUUUAUGGGGACCAGUACCUUCUCUCAGUACACUGUGGUUAACCAGAUGGCUGUGGCUAAGAUCGACCCUGCUGCCCCUCUGGACAAAGUCUGUCUCCUUGGGUGUGGGGUCUGCACAGGAUAUGGAGCAGCAGUUAAUACUGCUAAGGUGGAACCGGGCUCCACAUGUGCUGUGUUUGGCCUGGGAGCUGUGGGUUUGGCUGCAGUCAUGGGCUGCAAGGCUGCAGGAGCCAAGAAGAUUAUCGCUGUUGACAUCAACCCAGAGAAGUUCGAGAAGGCCAAGGUGUUUGGCGCGACCGACUUCGUGAACCCCAAGGAUCACAAUAAACCCAUCAGCGAGGUGCUGUCUGAGAUGACCAGUGGAGGAGUGGACUACUCCCUGGAAUGUGUCGGGAAUGUGGGAGUCAUGCGCAGUGCCUUGGAGUCUUGUGUGAAAGGUUGGGGCGUCAGCGUGAUUGUUGGCUGGACAGACAUGUACGACUUUGGUGCCCGACCCAUUCAGCUCAUUGCUGGACGCACAUGGAAGGGGUCCCUGUUUGGAGGAUUUAAGAGUAAGGAUGGUGUGCCUCAGAUGGUUAAAGCCUACCUGGACAAGAAGGUGAAGCUGGAUGAGUUCAUCACUCACAACAUGACCUUGGCCCAGGUCAAUGAUGCCAUUGAACUGAUGAAGCGUGGCGAAUGCAUCCGGACGGUCCUGAGUGUAUCUCAACAAUAAGACCAUUGUGUUGUUUUCAAAAUCAUUUUAUGGCCUGCAGCUGUGUUGUACUGAAUAUCAAUACAAUAUUCAUGCACACAAUACAAUGCACAUAAUAAAGAGAUCUAUCAAAUUAUGCACAGCAUACGUGCCUGACCUUGAACAGUCAACACUAUUCAGUGGAUUAUGUGCAGAUUGUGAGAAUCAUCUGCCAUAUUCAUUUAAGCAAAAGCUAAACAUAUCAAACUGUUUACAGAGCACAAUAAAUGGUCUAAACAGA